Molecule: messenger RNA, 36391 nt
Organism: Haplochromis burtoni (Burton's mouthbrooder)
Lineage: Eukaryota; Metazoa; Chordata; Actinopteri; Cichliformes; Cichlidae
Gene: lrrc7
Product: leucine rich repeat containing 7
Exons: 31
Coding region: 27984-32852 (1622 amino acids)
Biological process (GO): neurotransmitter receptor transport postsynaptic membrane to endosome; neurotransmitter receptor transport, endosome to postsynaptic membrane
Cellular component (GO): postsynaptic membrane; postsynaptic density; adherens junction
Molecular function (GO): protein binding
Source: RefSeq, a predicted model, not a curated record
CGGUUACAGAUGCGAUUCCCAACCCCCUGAGCCACAGUCGCCCCUAUAAGCCAUAGUCAUCAAAAGGAAACAGUAAAUAUUUUGCAAUGUUUCACUUGUAACGAGUAUAUAAUACCUCAAAGUUUUGACCAUGUUGUAUUAGAUAAUGGAGAAUAAAAAUAACAUUUUCACUUUAUUUUUAUUUCUUCAGCUGCACGAGUACAUAAUCAGUGGCUUGAGUCUCAAAAGAGGAGCUGUUCACCAUCCUUUCAGCAGUAGACUGUACUGUGUUUUUAAAAUGUUUUUCCAUUUGUGCUGUCAUCCGUGUUCUAAAAGUAGACUUCUUUAUUGUAGGAUGUCCUCUUUUGAAAACAAAAUUAUCUAAAAAGCCUCUAUAUUUGGUAUCUGUUGUUGCCAGGCAACAAAAUGCAGUCCCAGCUGAAUUUUUUUUUUUAGACCCUGAAGAUUUUAAGCUAUUUAACCAAAUACUUAAAGGACUGACAUGGAGUUAAAGUGGAUGUGUAGUGGGAAAGGAAAAAAGAAGGGCUAGACAGAAGAAGAUGACUAGCUGAGUGACAGGGUGACGGGCUGGCCGGCUUCCUGGUUUCUCGCAGACUGUUGUCAAACUCAGUCGAUCUUGGAGAAUCCCAGUGCUGCCAUCUGGGUUUAACGGGAGCUUCAUCCUGGCACUGCCUACUGGUACAGAUGGCAUAAGGAUACUAUGUCACUGUUACAGUAGACUUGAGUACAAUAGAAUAGAGCAGAGCUGCAAAGUCACAGGUCGGUUUAAGUCUUCACGGGGAGCCACAAGAUUUACUGUACCUAUAUCUAAUUUUUUCCAGGGGCCAACAUAAUUACUCUAAUUGUACUACUCUAAUGGUACUUGUUAUCAUGUUGUCAUGACCUCCCACACAAGCAGUCCAGACCUACAAUAUAAUUUAUUUCACACAGUGUUUAAACUGAUCGAAAACACAUCCUGACUGUCGCUGCUGUUUUGGAAAGAAACUCUUAGCAUUCGGAUGAUUGGGAAGAAGUAUACUGAAAUGCUAUUAAAACAGUCUAACACCCAAUGUCUAAUCUUAUUUAUUUUACAGCAUUAAAAUGGGUCUAAUCUGUUGUAUUUGUUUAUCGAAUCCUAUUUUAUUCAUGGAUUUGACUUCCUGUAGAGCAGAUCUGCAGGUAUGAGUGCUCUUCUGCAGUAACACACAUAACGCACUCACACAGUUGCACACCUAAAGCUGCCUACUGCCAAUGCACUGUGUCAUGCUGGCCUCUGAGCAGCCUCACUAUGCCGUUAUGGGCAGUAGAAAUAAGGCAGGGACAGCUGCUGUCACCCUCCUUAGGCUAAUUUGUCCUGAUGUUCCUGCCACAGUCCUGCUUCUCAGAUCUCAAACCAGUGCCUCUCUGUGUGGAAUGAUUUGCAGAAAUGUAAAGUGUUGAUUUAAUCGAGGAUUUUGGAAAAUGACGAUGCUCAUCUUUCCUAAUCCGCAUGAAACGUGCAGCUGAGGUGUAAAACCGCAGGCAACAGAUUACACUUCAGAGUGAAACUCUGAGCUGAGACACAGGCGUACGUACAGGAAGUUUAGCUAUUACUUCACUGCCAACCUGUUUGUACUUGUGUUGCCAAGACUGAAGAAAGUGGGCAUUUCUGUAAAGUGGAUUUAAGCUCUGCUGAGUGAAAUUGAAAUAAACAAAUAGUAUUGAAUUGGCUCGUGCUGCCUGUGAAUGAACUGAUUAGACUUAGAAGCCUCAAAACAGCAGCCCACUCAGAUGACUACUGAAUGUAAGCAGCAGUUUGCACCACACUGAGCUCUGGGUAAGGCUGCUCACUUAGCAUCCAUCAUGUCCUCCACAAUGCCAGCAGGGUCCCCGGCUGCUUCCACCACUGCAUCACAUGUGUGGCUCGUCUUUGAUGUUUGUGUGUCUUGUGUCAUGCCACUAUAGGCCAGUCAGUGUGGAGAUAGGCAUCAUUACCAACAGUUGUGCUGUGAAAUUAAAUAAUGAGCAAGCGAGAAUAGGUUAAGAUUCAAUGACAACGUGGCACCGUUGCCUUUCAGAUUCACAUUUUACUUUGGAUGCUAAAAUGAUGGUCAGGAGGAGGAGGGACACAUUUAUCACAGAGGCCAAAGAUUAGUGUGUGUUUAGCAGGGUGGGUUCAGAUACUGAUAUUGCUGGUGACUUGUCAUACGUAAUUUAAAGAAAAAGAGACGUUUGUUUGGAAUGCAAAUAGUUACAGUAUAAAGCACAAUGGAUAAGUCAUUUAUAAAUAUAAGGACUGAUGGAUUACUACUGUCUGUUCGUAUUAACUUCAAUAAAGGGCUUUCUUGGUUUAUCAUUCUCUAAUAUGCCAUCAAAUCCAGUUAUAAAUACUACAAGUUGGUGAUUAGUGGAUUUUAGUCCAGGCUUAUUUGCAGGACCCUUAUAAUUAAGUUAAUAAUUGUUAAUAAGAAUCUUUUAACAACGUGGCAACUCAUAAUUGGUUGUAGCUUGUAGCGGAACUAUAGAGUUAAAAGAUAAUUUCUUAAUAGUUAAUAAGACAUUAUUACAUCAUAUCAUCCGUUAAAAGACAUUGCCUUAUAAGAGCGUGGCGUUUGUUUAAAAUAAACCUUUUCAUUGAAUAUUAUCUCUAAUCGAAACCGGGCUAUUUUUGCGCACCAAAAUAGAAAAAAAAACCUCAUAGGAAAAGAUGGAGGCAGCAUGGCAACAGUCUCAGAGACAAGCUCGACUUCACGUGCACGCGCACCUGCACAAUGAGAUAAAAGACGACUUCUCCUCUUUGCUCUCACAAACUCUCACCCGUGCGCGAUUACCGCACACAGGCGCGCACAUCCACGCGUCCUCGUUCCAUCUUCAUCCAUCUUUCCUCCCCCUCCUCUCUCUUUCUCUCUCUCUCUCUACGAGGGACGUAUGGGAGGGGAUGCUCGUGCUGAAUGUGUUUUUUCCUGCAGCGUGCUUUACGGUACCGGAGAAGAAGAAGGAGAAGCACGCCGUUCCCCUCCGUUGGUCACGGAAUCUGUGUUGUGACAUUGCGCGCCUGCUUCUUAUUUUCUAAAUGGACCGAAGGGGAUGUGACUGAAAGCAGUGUGUAGUCUGCGCGCGUGUAACCGAGUUGGAUUUAAACCUGACCCUGAGAUGAAUCACACUGCCCCGGUUGAUGCGCUCAUCUCCUCCGUCUUCUGGCUUCGGGGGCACUAAAGAUGCGGCUGAUAGCGCGGGUACCUGUCCUGGUUUCACACCGGUUCGGUUUGUCCCGGUAGACUGAUCCGUCCGGUGCUGCGGUUUCCAAAGGGGCGAGCUGAGUGAUUUUUUUCUUUCUUAACCGGAUCCGUCACCAGCAGCCUGCCAGAUGGAUAACUACUCUACUUUACAACGUAAGGCGACAGUGACAGACACAUACCUGCUGCCGUAGCCCAUUUCAUGUUAAGUCUGUGCUAAUGAUGGAGUUCCCUUAAUGAAUAACCACAUUAAUCUGGGGUUAGCAAAGACUGCAGCUGAAGUCUGAUUUUACUGGAUAAAAAACAGAAAAAAAUAACUUAAAUAAAUAUUAAAAUAUCCUGUAAAUGUCCACAGGAGGGACAUUUGAUGGUUUUCCCUCAUGUUUUGUCACGACCAUACAUUUUUCUUGGGCUGACAUCACGUGACAACUUGAAUGGCAUUUUUCAGAAUUUGGUGAGCUUUGCUACUGAGCAUCUGAACAGUGGCACUGUACACCGUAUUUAAUAAUUUGGCGCUUAAAUGUACGCACAAAUUAAGCCCCUUCAUCCUUUCAUAGACACCCCCCACCCAGGGCCUUUGAAGCUCCGAGAUGAGCUAAUGAAACAACCAUGACUGCAGGAUCAGGGAGAGGUGGGGUGUGUGGGGGGAUAAUAUAUGAUGCAGUGUCACAUACCCUCUUGUCUUGACAUGUAGCCCCCAGCCCUGUUGCCAUUAUAACGUCAUGCUUUCAUAUAAUGCACCACAUUCACACCUGUUAAAUCCACCACCUUGAGGUAUGCUGUGCUUAUUAGACUAUCUGCACCAUUAUUUAGCUGUAUCGGUUUGUCAUGCUUGUUGUGAGCCUGUAAUGAUAAAGGCUUAUUAACCAUCUGCCUAAAUGGUUUAUGGCUGCAGUUAUGCACCUGUAGAAGGUUAUGGCUUUUUAUUAACUGGAUCAUAAUUUUUACAGAUACAAGCUCUAAUUUGUUGUCCAUGUCUCUUCUGUGUGUGUAUGUAUGUGACUUACAGGGCUGUAAACCAACAAAAAGAGCCUUUUUUCCUUUUUAAAAUCAAAGAGAAUAUUUAAUUCCAAUCUCAACUGCAACAUAUUUUAAAGCUUCUCUGUCUUUGUUGCUCCUAAGACGGUUCUAUUUAUACACUCUUUUUCGACAGGGCUUUGAAGUCGCUGCUCAUUUUGGUGUCAUUUUGCAAAAAAACACUAUUAUGUGUUCAGCACUGGUUUCUUUCUUUGGGCACACUGAUCACAACAGCUUACAUGCUGCAUGUGUAAUUCUCCAGACAUGGAGAGUGAUCUGCCACAUCUUCAGGAUACAUGAGAUAUAGAAUACCAUGUAGAUUUUUUAGGGACUAUAAAGGGAUUUUUGAGAGGUUGUCAGGUAGAAAUGUGUACCAGUAAUGGAAUCUAAUCAAGUACCUUAUAGCCAUGGAUUGUAUUUAACGCCUGUAUGUUGAAGAUUACUUUUCAAACCAAACGUUCACUGAGACUUUCGAACACAAACCACUGGACUGAUCAAUAAUUUUCAAGGGAACAAUUCACAGGACUCAGUUACUGACAGAUGGUUGUAAAACUGAUAUUUUUUUCAAAUAAUAAUAAAAAACUGACCUUGCAAACACUUCAUGAAGUAGUUCACAGCAGUUGAUCUGUUAUAAUAAAACUCACACAUUGAUGAAUCUCUGGUGUGGUUACAUGUAUAACCCCUUCUUGCAUUUGCACAUUGCUGCUCACACAUUUCCUAAAUUAUCUCAUGAAUAGAUAACAGAACACUUGCAGUAGUUUUCACUGUUUCCCUCUUUGUGGAAUUUGUUUUCUCCUUUGAAUGAUGAUCUGCCAGUUGUUAGCAACAGCUGGAUUAGUCCAGUAUUUAGCAGCUGCCACAGCUUAGUCGAUAUUGUUUCACCUUGUGAGUCUGUAUCUGUAGCGCACAAAAAUAUGGUCCUGGCUACAUCUACCAUAGCAGGAACUACCAUUUUGAGUACUUCUGCAGGUGUUUAUGUGCCUAUCUGUUGACAGGGUUUUUCAAGAAUUGGUGUCAUAACCCUACAAGAUGCCGUCGUGAUAGUUUACAAGUAAGCAGCAGUCAUGAAAAUCAAGUUCAAAGAUGGUUGCAGUUUGACCCAUGGGUAAUGAUUAUUUUAAGAAUGCACAGUGUGAUACCAGUGCAAGAUGGUCAAUAGUCAGCAACUUAAUAAGUGGAUCUUUUGAUUAUUGCUUGGUUUCUAUAGAGUAAUAUUUUCAAUUAAAAUGGCCAAACAUUAUCCAAUUCCACCUUCUCAGUGUGAGAAUUUGCUGUUUUUCAUCAUCUUAUUGAAACAGCUUUUUGGUUUUUAGACUAUUGCUUGGGCAAAUCUGUGUUUUUAUGCCUGUCUGUUAUAGCUGAGCAAAUGAAUAAUCUGUCAGUUGUCGAAAUAAAUAGCCAUCUCAUUUAUACUGAAAACCCUAAUUAUUUAUUAAUAUACUUUAUGGUUGGUACUUAAUCCCUUGUCUUUGGCAUUUGGUGGUUCCCGUUUAUGAGAAAUACUAAAGACAGAAGAAGGUUUUUACAUACGAGCACUUAGUGAUGGUGAAAUAAAUAAUAUUCAGGUAACUGCAAUUUUGUCAUCAUCAGUUUUCCGUAUUACUUACAUUUAAACCCAUCUAUAGAUGUACUCAUUUUGUCAGUCUAAAUUAAGCAUGCCUAGUACCGAGGCUUCAGAUCUAAGAAAUGAUAAAUGCAUUAACAUUUCCUCUUCAAAGAGAAAACUUGCAUACAGAUAAAGAAGGAUGAGUGGCUCAGUGUUCUACUGCUGCUCCACUUUAGCUCUGACAGGACACUGCUGUUUCUUGCUGCUGCUGCUGCUCCUGAUGCUGCUGGUUGCCUAGUGACUGUAUCCAUGGAACCGGCUCCCAUCGUCAUGGUGAUGGGCCAAGGGAGAGAGACCCAGUGAGGGAAGGGGGACAGAGAUACCAGUACAUCUGCAGUGUGUGCUACAAUGAUGAGGAUGAAUUGUAAUAUCAUGAAGGAUGAUGAUGAUGAAGACUGUAAUGCUCUGAUUGCGAUAUUCUGGUGUUUUCAGAUGUAGCGAUACCACUGAAAAGCAUGGAGAGGCUAGUUUGAAACAGAGAAAAUGGUCAUGUGGUUGCCAAAAUAUGAAAAAUAUGUCAAGGCAGUGGUUAAAUGUAAAAGCCGUACUGCUAUCCAUGGAUGGCUGGAUCGAUGGGUCGAUGGUCUGUAAUAGCAUUGCAAUAAUUAUCAGAGCUUAAUUAGCAAGAUUAACCUCGAACUAUGUUCAUAAUAUAUUUAUUAAGGUAAUUUCAUAAACAGCUAGCUGGCUGAGCACACACUAGCAAACAUGCUGAGCACACAUGUUUGCUAGUAUUGUUGAAAGGAAAUUUUUGUUGUAUAUUUUUACUUUGUUCCAUUAAAUGAUUUACAGGUGUCUAAAGCAAUACUGUUUGAUAUAGAUCUAACAGUAUCAUUGUAAUAUAAUUUACAUUGGGUGGUGAAGGAUAUUUGCCAAGCUAGCCAUUGAGAUGAGAUAUAAUUUUUCUAGUGCUAAGAUUAGCAAGCAAGAUACAUUCAUCUAUCUAGCUGUAACUUAACUACACAGCACAAAUCCACUGUUAUCCACUUAAGACUUUAUUUUGCUUUGUAAGGUAGUUUGCAGUUCAUCUGUGUUAGCAGUGAUGCUAGCAUUAGCUAAUAUUAGCUAGAAGAUAAAACGUCUUCUAAAAACAAAGCAAUACCGCCAUGUAUCUAAUGCCCUGCUUAUGUCAGCCGUAGCUUUACCUGAUAGCCAACUUCCUGAAGCUCAGACAGGCUUUGUUAGAUAAAACUGGCUACCCUUCUGAGUUAUGUUUGGGCUAAUGGAGCCCAAUUGAUUUAUUGGCAGGUCGAUACCAUCUGACGAACUAUUUGCUGAUCUAUGUGUAUGAAGUAAUAACGGUCAAAAAGUGAAAAAAGAGCACUCUAGAACUUCCCUGUUGGCAACAUGUAUUUGGAAUGCCACAAACAGGACAACCAGCUGAUCCGAACAGUCGGACCAAGUGUAAACAAGUAAAUAAAGAACUCCAUAUAACAAAUGUCAGGUAAAUGCCUAUGGUUCGUGUGUCCAAAACAAAACAUAUACUUAAAUACCAUAGUUUUAAAUCACCAAAUAUCAGACUGUAAAAUCCUAAAUCGGUCAGGCUCUAGCAGAUAAUUUGCUUGAUACCUAUAGGCAGUAUACAAGAUACAUUCUGGGUCGGAAAAGUGAAGUCAGCUUAGACGAGGCUUACACCAGCGCUCGUUUUAAAGGCUACCGGUGACUGACAGCUGUGAUUGCAAAAAGCCUUUGGGUCCUAUAGAAGUGUGUGGCAAGUCAGCCCUUGCAUCUGACCUCAGUAAAUACUUUUGUGAUAAGUUUAAGGGCUCAGUGACUUGUUUUGUGUUAUAGUAAAUAAUAAAUAAAGUUCAUUUUGUAAUUUUCAUCAGAGUCAGAAAGACUUCACAGUAAGAGUUGCCGCUCAUACAUUAAGUUUGUUUUCAGUGUACCAAGAUGGUGGAAGUUGCUUAACUUUCAUUUAUUGGAGCAUGACAUAACACUUUCAUUGUGUUGAUCAAAGCUUCAAAGAUAAGUAAAUACAUUUUGAAAGCAUAGCAACAAUAUCUCUCCAAAAAAGCUUUACCUGGUUACUUAAUAAUGACACUCGCCAACAUUUCACCCUGCAGAAGGAACCAUCCAUGUGUCCAUUAGACAUUAAUAGCAUCCCCUUUGGCUGAGCUAGUGGAGUACUUGCACUUCCUAUGUUUGACAGGUGUAGUUUGUUUGAAGGAAAAUAUUUCCUACCUAAAAGUGCUGACAACAAGGUUUGGGUAAAUGUAAUCAAGAGAAAACCAGAGUCUAAAACUGGGCAACUAAAGUCAACCCUGGUCAAGAAAUGGAAUGUUUUAACAAGUAUCAGAAAACAUUUUUAUCUUUUUUUUCAUGUAAGUGUUCAUGUAAGAUUUUUGGAUGGCAUGUGGCUUAAGCAGCCAUGUGUAAGCCCAAAAGACAAACGAGACCAUUUUUUUCUAUGCUUCUUAAAACCAUAUUAGCUUACACUAGGAAACCCUUGCAGGAUUUUAGAGGAGCUCAGAGGAGCAGAGCGAGGAGUGGAGUAGAAGGGGGAGGGAGGAGGAAGAGACAGAAACAUUAUCCUCUUCGUCACGGCACGUACUGUACUGUAGGUUCACACAGGCUGUAUGAGUCCGUUCCAAACUGGUCUCACAGAGGAUAAAUUUAUCUCAGUCUUGUUGUUCAUUUCUCUGGUUUAAUGUGAUUUCAGUCUUUUUUAAAAAUGUGAGUACAGAUUUGUUCAGGGAGCAUCCGUUCCGUCCCUUCUCUAGUCUCCGUGGCAGUGUUGCCAUGGUUGCAUCAUUCACAUUGUUCUCUUGAGGGUGACAUAAUAAUUUGGCUCAAGUUAGAGAUUGUGGCUCCUUCACAGUAUAACAGGGACAUUACAUUUGCUGUUAAUAUUAGUAUUUUUUUUCCCACUGGAGUUCCUCUUCAUUAGUAUUUUUUUUAAAAACAUUGAACACUAAAGAAGUGACCAAAACAAUUCCUUAAAAAUAUUUAUCCUGGUUCAGGCUUCUUAAAUGCAACAAUUUAUUUUUUUAAUGUCACUGGAAAUUGAAUGUCUUUGGAUUGUGACUGUUGUGUAGAUAAAACAAGACAUUUGCAAAGGAAACUUGUACAUUUUUUACAAUAAAUUUCAGUCUAUAGACCAAAUAACUGGUCAUGUCAGGUGAGUUAUCAAUACGUUGUCUUGUACUUAUCACAGGUACACUGCCAUAUAAGUUGUUUUAUACAUGUCAGAGCUACAGAGCAGAGCUACUCUAACUCCGCUGUUGCAACAGGCCAGCGACAGAGUUUGAAUUGAGCAGAGUCAAGCUGUGUCUUCACGGUGAGUUGCUAGUUUGGCAAAUUCAUUGCUACAAAGUAUCCAGUGUUUCAAACUAAGUAAUACACAAGAAAUCAGACACGCACUGUGUUAUUUCUGCUGUGCUGUGCAAGCAUGUUACAGGAAGCACAACCAGAUCCCUGCUGUAAUUGUCCUUAUUAUUAAGUCUCCGUGGCUGCUGAAAUAAUAUUCCAAACUGCAGAAUGCCUGUUGUAGCAGUGUCAUACGUGUCCUCGGGCUUCACUUUAAGAUCCACAGCUGCGGUGCACCAGGAGCAUCUUUUUUUGGAAACACUGACAGGGCAGGUCGAGGAGCUUCUGGUAUUUCUUUGUCACAACCGUAGUCUCCCCUGAUCUAAUGUGACAGCUACAAGAACACUAAAGAAGAUGACCUGUCAUUGACAAAGAGGAAGUCAGGCCAAGAAGUCUGUUCUGAGAUAAUGGAUCUUUUCAGGGGUGCGGAAAGUAGGACAGUGGUGGAGUGGUGCAGGCACACAGGUGCCACAGCACAGUUCUACAAAAACAAGGAACGGCUUUUUAGAUGAGGACACAAUGAUAGUGGGGUAUUGAGUGGAAAUGAACAGGUAAAAAACCCCCACCAUAGGUAACCGUGCAGUUGCUAAACAACCUGGCAGGCUGGCAGCAAGCUGAUUCACACGUUACAGUACGCACAGUGUGUGUAAGCGUGGAUAAUGGAAGUGUGGAAGUCUUUCACACUUGACCAGUAUGUCACUCUGUACAACCUGCUGUGUUUGUGUGUGUACCUGUGUUUGUGUGUGUGCAGUUUUACUUUGCUCCAUGUUGAUGGGAUGAUGGGAAAUGCCUUCAUAGUAAAACAGCUUUUUUUAUGAGUUCCUCAAAUUUCCACACCUUUAGAAGCUAGAGAGAUGACAAGAUUUUAUGUGAAUCUACAACUUGGUGUGAAAAAUACAAUUUUAAACUGAGGAAAAAUCCGUCAGUAACCUGUAAUGGAAAAUGUUAAAAUCCUUAUUGGCAGCUGCGGUACUUAAAGCUGAGAAUCUGUAGUCAGCUUUGGACUAAUUUUCUUGGUCUUAACUAAACACAAGUGGUCUGUAUAGUAUAUAGUGUUUGGUCACUGGAAAAUAUGUUAAAGUUAACGCUCAUUAAGCACCAGCACAGAAUUGCAACCCAAACAUUUUGCAGAGCCUCUCAUGCUUUCCACGUUACAAAGCAGGAGAUGAUCUCUUUUACAAAGAUCUGCAGAGCUCGUGAACUUCCUUUGCUGAUAAAACAGCAGUAGCAUGGCUGAUAAACUGGAUUUUAUUUUUUCUAAAUUGGAUGUUUAGCUCAGAUGAGAGCAUCAACAUUCAUUUCCACAGUCACACGGAUACAAAACUGGUGUAAAAUCACCAGUCAAAUGUGAUUUAAAAAGUGCUUUUAAAAAAGUGCCAGAAAAAGAAGAGGAAUGGUUCAAAUCCUUCUGCUAUGAAUGCACACAAUUUCUAACAUCGUGGCUUUGUUUGGUCCAGUACCAGUUCUGCUCCUCCCAUGAGGGCACUUCAGAAACGCCAUACUAUUUCACCUUAUGAAUACAGGAAAUGUCAGCCUGACUGAAUUAAUGGCUACGAUGUUUCCUGUUUAAUUGCCUCUUCGGGGGCAGCAGCAGGACAGCUGCCUUCUUUUGCAUUUCAGAAUUGUCUCGUAGAUUUCUAUUUGGGAUCCUUUGAGUCGCUUCCUUUUUUGACCUCCAGUAUCUCUCUCUGGUCAUACAUCAUUACCUUAAAUUAAUAGUAGCUGGCUUAUUCUAACUCCCAGUCUGCUGUCUCUCAGUACUGGGUCUGACAAAUUAGGUCACUGAAAAAUAUAAAAUCACAAACUUUUUCUUGUUUUGUUAAAAAGUCCAAAUUUAUUCGAAAACAGCUGGUAGGUCAUCCACCCGAGUACAAGAGACUAAAUUAGGGAGGAAUAGUUGAAGAUGAUGGAAGCAGGUUGGGUGAAUGAGCGAGUAUUGGUUUGUCGGUUUGGUCCUGGUUUUAAUAGAGUGCAUAGAAAGCACUUUGCAUCUUAGCUGUCAGCUAAUCUAUUUUAGAUUAUAUGAAAAGUGAGUACUACUUAUGGUAAGGAUGACAUUUUUAACUCUUCCAAAACAUGUGCCAAGUCUCAAGUGAUGUAGUAAUUGCUGGAGAGGACAGUGUAUUGUGUGGGUACCUCCCAAGAGAUUGAGGGAUGAGGCAGGUCUUUUUGACCUUGUGCUGGUUUGUCCACGUGUUGCCAUAGGCAACCCAGUCUCCUCUUAAUGGGGCAAGAGCUCUGCCAGGGCGACUUUUAGAAUGCCACUUUGUUUGAAUUUAAGUACGAAACAGACCAAGAGCAACCCUAAGGCCUCUAUCAUAGUCUUUAAAAUCCUUUCAUCUGUUUCAGACUCGCAACAUUUACAAUCUUUUAGUGAUGGCUGUUUCUGUUUAGCAAAAAUAAGCGCAGCCAAGAUGAAAAUAAAAGCAGAACAGAAUCUGACAUGGGUACGGUGGAAAAUCCAUAACUGCAAUUAUUUUGUAAUUAGAGGUAGUAGCAUCUUUAACUGUCUGCAUUACUCCGGCGUAAUUGGAAAACAAUUUGUGAAAAAGUCUCUGGAGAAAGUUUUGGAAAGCAGCAGAACAGAGUGCAGACAGACAAAUGGGCAGGAAGGAGGAUGGACGGGCGAUGGAGUAAUCUCCCUAAGUCGACAGCAUCUGUCUACUGUCCCGCUCUGUCUGUCUCAGCUCAGCUGUCAUGGCUAUCAGACAGGAAGAGACUGUGAGAUGGCGUGUCUCGGUGUUCGCUUGGGUUUGGCACACUUAGGCAUUUUAUCAUUUCCAUAGGACAGCUGUUUCUCUGUAACCAUCACCUCUCCAUGUUUAUAUGUUUAGGAGGCAACUGACGUUUUUCUUUUUCAUUUUAGAUCAAGUACCAGUUCCAUUUCAUACCAGUCUUUAGCAAAUGCUGCUCUCUGGAGACUAUUUUGGGCUACAGGUUAGGUGCAUUUAUGAAUAGCAGAGCAGUGUAUGUUGGAUCGACUCAAUGUUCGUUCGCAUAUAAGGUAAUAGAGGAACUGGAGGAAUAGAAGAGUUUUUGGAGAGGAGCGCUCAGAAAUAAGGAUUUGGCAAUGCCAUCAGUACUCAAGAGUUCUUUGUUGGCAAUCAAAGAAUAAAAGGAAUCCCUGAAGUUUAAUAUAUAAAAUGUGUUCAAGAGCAACUUUUAUUAUGUUGGUUUCACUGUAAUUGAUGGUAUAGUUCUCUGGCCAGAUUUACAUUACAAAUCAUACGUACAAGGAUCAGAUGCCGAAGUGGUGCCAUAGCUUGAUGUCACUUCCUUUAAGACUGUGGAGGAAGGUUUUUCUACCUUAUAUUCAUUGAUGAGUUCUAAAAUGCUUUACAGUCACAAGCUCAGAAGGAUAAUAAAAUACAAUGUUGGUUAUUUCUGCAGUAGACAGGUCUUAAAAUGUGCCUCCUUAGGUAGAGGUACAUUGCUGGUGCUGCAAGCUUGGUGCUGUUGCUGCCCAUUACAACGUAGUGUGCUAUCAAUGAUCUUGGUGACUGUGGUCCCAACGGCCUUCAGAUCAUUAACAGCCUCAUCCCAUGUAGUUUUGGGCUGAUCUACCACCUUUCUCAUGAUUGUACCCAUGAGGUGUGAUCUUAGAUGGUCGUUUAUUAUUUCUUUCAUUUCCGAAAAAUCUUCUCCCCAAGCGUCUUGCUGAUGGUUGUGUAGCCCAUUCCAGCCUGGUGCACGUCUACAGUCUUGUCCUUGAUGACAGCUCUCUGGUCUUGCCCAUGGUUGCCCAGAGGAUGGAAACUGAUUGAUUGAUUGAUUGAGUGAUUGAUUGGUUGACUGACUGAUUGUAAUCUAUGUGCUCCAUGGGCACAAGGCCAAUCUGUGAGAGCAAGAAUGGCGGCUGACUUUUAGAGGAUCAAAUACUUAUUUCACUCAAUGAUAUGCAAAUCAAUUCAUAACUUUUAUGUUAUGUGUUUUUAUUCUGGGUUUUCUGUCUCUAUCUAUUAAAAUGAAGCUAUCAUAAAAGUGAGAGAUUCUUUGUUUCUUUGCAAGUGAGCAAACUUAGAAACUCAGCAGGAGCUCAGAUAUUUGUUUCUUGAUUAUAUUUUGCAUCAUAACUCUGCAUCGCAAACUCUUCAGAAACUUGGAAUAUAAAUGUACUGAAUUAAAAGUACAAGUUUUCCAGUUUGCAUUGCAAUUGAUUAGAUAUGCACUUUAUACACUAGCAGAAAGGACUUUGAAAUCACAGUUAUGUAAACACACUGACCAGAUUUCUCUCUAGCUUUGCAUGAAAACAUUACGAGCAAAACACCUCUUUUUUUUAAAUUACACACAAGCAUGCCUGACAUUAAUUACUGCAGUAUCAUUAUUGCAGAAAUCAUUGCCUUAUUUUCUCUUAGCAAGCUGUAUUUUAAAAACUCAUUAUUUAACAGUUUUGCCCGUUAAUGAGCUCAUCUCCCAGAUGAAGUGUGGUACAGUUGUUUUGUUUGACAGCAAUUAUUCUUUACAUUUGAACAAUGUCCUCAGAGUCACUGUAAGCACUGAUAUGUGGAGAAUGUUAAUAGGCUGCUCCACUCCACGUGACUGAGGGGAGACUGCACUUUACCAGCAAUUUAGCCAUCCGUGCGAUUAUAUAAAUCACAUGUGUGUGUAUCAGUGUAUGUGUGUGAUAGAGAGAGAGGGAACUGCUGAUUGUGAAUUUUCACGUCAUGUCACCAUUUGAUUUCCUGUUCAGAAAAUCUUUCACAUUGACCAUUUUCACUAUUAAAACAACUGCAGUGAUGGCAUUUAUUCUCGAUUGAUCUUGAGCGGUUGAUCAAAGGACUGAUUGUUCAAUUAGAAUUGAGUUUUGUCUGAAACAGUGUACAGAUCUGCUGUGUGAACAACUCGACCUGUGUUCUUCGAGAAAAAAGCAAAGGAGUCAAGAGUGGCAAAUGUUGCCAUUUUGGAGUUUCUGGCAUGACAACUACAAAUGACUUGUGGUCACUCUCAUCAAACCUUACUUUGGCUGUGUCAUGGGCAGAGCAAGGAGGCACACUAAGCUGGUCAUCAUGUGCUGCACAACACAAGAGCCACUCACACUGAGCAACAGCUAGCAUUAGCUUUCCUGCCCCUUCUUAUGUGACUUACAAGUGUCCCCGCAAACAUUUACCAGGUAAACGUGCUGUCGUGUGACACUGAGGGUCAGCUGCAGCCCUUUAAAAAGCAAACAUUGCCAAGGUUAGUUAAGAUGCCGAUGCGGUCCUUAUUAUCAAGGCCCCAGUCACACAAGCGUGGAGAUCUCCUAGCCACCAUCUGGCAACCACCCAUCGCAAACAGAGAAAUGCGUGUUCCCCGACCAGUUGCAGUGUGGCUGGUGAACGUUUUUGGCAGUCGUGCUCCAAACAGAAAACUUGACCUCUAAAUUUGACCUUGAUGUCAAGGUUACUGAGAUUCAACUCCUAGGUUGUCUCGAUCUGUGUCCGCGCCACCUGCCCACCCGGCCGUAUGACAACAAUACCCAUCAGCCUUUGAGCUGAUGGAUAAAAACUAAUCUUGCGUGUUCACUACAUAGAUUUCUUCCUUCAUCCUCUCUCUCCUCAUGUUGACUGUCUCUUUAUCUCUGUAAAGCACAGAUUACAUUAGGACAUGUGGCUCACAGGAAGUCCCAGACUUCUUGUGGGGUCUAUAGGUUUGCUUUGUAACAAUUUCAGCAGGAUUUAAGCUCUUUAUUACUUCAUACUCUUCGUUCUAAUUACAUUCAGAGCAAAGAUUUUAGAUGGUGACGGGAAAUCUUGCUGCCUCUCAUAUGGUGACAGGACAGGCUUUGAAAACAGCACAAAAGCAUCCAUAAGGAGCACCAUAUGGGAAAUAAGAUAUUAAAACAGCUCAAACUGCAGGAAAGUCAAAAUUUCCCACAUGCCAACUAUCCAGCUGACUGCCCCCCAAACUGCACAGGAAACAACAACCGACCCAGCAGCAGACGUAAUCAAUUCAGGAGUAAAAUUUGAGCCAAAUCUGCGCAGUGUCUGCCAAGAUUUACAAAGCAACAUAAAAAUGAUGACUUGAAAUUAAACUUUUUCAUGAAUAAAAAGUGCUUACAAUUACUUUAUAUGUUUGCGCAGAAAUAUGUGGACGUGUUACUUCCUUUAAUCGGCCGGCCUUCGGAUCCUGAUGCAUUAGAUAUAUGAGUGUGAGGAGUGACGAGCAAAUACAGAGUGUGUUUCUUGCAGUGACGUAUCAUUCCUUUUAUUAUCCACUAACAACUUAAGUGUGAAUGCUUUGAGUUAAAGUAAAAAAAAUAAAUAAAUACUGCAGCAACAAGAAGUGUCGCUUCACUCCUCCUUAGUUUAUUUAUGAAGCGCUGCUCUACAACAGUGAUGUAUUAUUUGUGCGAAUGUGCUUUCGGAGCACUGCGAAUCGUGACGGUGAGGUUUGAUGGGCUCGCGGACGUGGGAGUGAAGCGCCUCGACCUUGACUGUCUGGCCUGAAUUUGCCUUGUGAUGCCCACAUCGCCACAGCAGCGGCACCGCGUUAAAGCGUUUUCUGCAGCAACUUUGUGUCGUGACUCGUGGGCUUAACAUCAGCGUGUUCUCACAGAGCUUGCUUCCCGCUCUCACUGUUCUCCUCUUGUCUCUUUCUGUCCAGACAGAGAAGGUGUCUGCAUUUAUUCUGCUGUGCAACAGGCUGUGCUAAAGCACCACAUACCCUCAGUCAGACACUUUAUUAGGUACAGGUUGUUAUUACUGGGUUAGACUCUCUUUUUCCUUGAGGACUGCCUUAAUUCUUUGAGGUGUAUAUUCAAGAAGGUGCCUGAAACUUUCCUCAGAGAUUUUUAGUUCAUAUUGACAUGGACAUGGUUAGCUGCAUGUCCUUUUGAAUAUCGUAAGCGUAAACUUUUGAGAGGAUUUUAGGUUUGUGACAUGGCAUGUUACCCUGCUGGAAGUAGUCAUGAGAAGAUCCGUGCACUGAAUCCUUGAUCCUUGAGCAUGAAUCCUUAGAAAUAAGUCACAGAAUAAUUUAUUUUGUGAGCAUCAAUACUAUUACUACUGUGAUAUCACUUCUCUUUGUGGAUUUUCCCAAGUGAACAUAAUAUAAGCAGAUGUUUGACCAGCUGUAUGUAUGAUUUCUAAGGGUAUAAACAGUAGAAUUUAGAGAGGUAAUCGAAUCAGCACCUCAAAUAUAAAUUGGUGUCUGCUACCCUUGAUGCGACCUAGAUGUAACCAGUCCAGCUUAGUUCAUCACUGCAAACUUUAUCUCAAUACUACAAACUGUGCAGUGUAGCCUGCACUAAACUGCCUGGUACAUUCAUGCUAUGUUUAAGAGACACAAAAGUAGUGCACUUCAGUUUGUUUUGCUAGAUGUUUCACAAAAAACGUAAUCCAGCAGCACAUUUGAAAACUAAAAUGAAUCAGGACAUUACAUAUAAAAUCAAAAUUUGUCAAAUUUCUUCUGCUCCUGCCCUCUUUGUCUUACAGCUUUCACCACCUCUCAGUGUUUCACAUUGAGGGUUUUUGUUACUAUGUAAUACAGGGACAAACUGCACAGUUUGUGUGUUUGAUGAUAUUUGUGAGUUGUUUGAAAAGCUGCAUUUGAAAAUUGUCUGGUGCUUAAAACAUUAAUCUCCGUAGCGAGAAGGAAAUGAGAAGGAAAAAGAGAUGUGUUUGGAGCUGGAAGCAGACUUUGGGAAGUCGCAUUAUUUUUCCUUAUUUCUAAGCAUGCCGUCUCUGGAGGCAAUACCAGGCUGCAGCACAUGAAAAAUGAACUCAUUCAGUAGUAACAUGCAUUAACCUGCCUAUCAGAUUUAAUGAAUCAUUGAGUGAAGGUGCCAGAGUGCUGUUCUGGAUCGUUCUGGCCCACUUUUUUGUUUUGUGUUCAGAUAUGCUGCUGACUUCCUGUCAGGCUGCCCUUUUCUCUCAGACUUGUAUCGUCAGCAAGGCGAUUUUACCCACUGGAUAUUUUCACUUUUUCACAUCAUUCCCAACAAAUCUUAGAGAUCCUUGUGUGGGAAAAUUCCCAGCAAAUAAACAAUUUCUGAAAUACUCAGACCAACCAGUCUGCUCCACGAACAACCCUGCAACGUUCAAAGGCACUGAAAUCACCUUUCUUCCCUAUUCUGAUGCUCAGUUUGAACAGCAGGUCGUCUUGUGAUCGAGUGAUUAGAUAUUUGCAGAAACGUGCAGUUGAACAGAUGUGUUGUUGAGUGUAUUUGUAGUGUGUAAUUUAAACCUUAUAUGAACUUUUUUAAGGGGGCGUAUGCCAACAUCCCAUAUUACCUUGACAUAAGCUAACUGUUAUGUACAAUAACUGGCAAAUGUUGAGGGAGCUGGCAGCAUAAAAUAUACUAGAAAAGCUGUUUGGUAAUUUCUAUACUUCUACUUUAUAAUGCUUUAUUUAAAUUAAACAUUCACCGGUCGCACACAGUUGAAGAAUGCAGUUAUGUGAACCUGCGCGUUUGUGGUGAUCACUCCAGGAAACGUGUCACUGUUUCCAUUCAUCAAAUGCAAUAAUACAAUGCUCCAGAAUAUAUCGAUGUGCUUUUUUGAUUGGUACAUUUUGGCCGUGUUUUGUUUCACUUUCUGUCUGUGUGUCUUUACCAGCAAAUUCAGAACCAGAGUUAUUAUAAAAGAGGUUUGGAUUUGUCAUUUUAUGCUGUUUAUGUUGUUUUAGCCAUCUCCGAGGAAGUUUAAGCAGCACUGAAAUGUUUUCCUUGAUGUAUUUUUGGCAGAUUAAACGUGUAAAUAGUUUGUGAAACAAAUUCAAUGGGAUGUUUUCCAAUUUCAGUAGUUGUGAAUGUCUCCAAAGCAUGCUGAUAUUGACUACAUAAACUAAGGUAUGCAUAAAAUUGAAUUGCAUAAAUCUUUUACACCCGUAGAAGAGAGAUUGGUUGAAAUGAAUCAAGUGGUGGCAAAGAUUUGUCAGAUACACAAACUGAAUAUAAGACGGAUGUAAUCACAGAGUCAAUGUGCCAGUGCCCUAAGUCUGGAUUGUUUCCAGUGGCCAGCAGAGUUUGAUUACUCUAGUUGGGUGGCGUUACGGUGGGUGUUUCUAUAUUUUCCACAGUCUUAGAAGCACUCAACAGCUUUUUACCUGACAUACUUCACACCUACACUCAGAUGCAGCGUGUUCAAAGAAUUAGAACAUGUCAAACAUACUGAAAUAACUUCCUUUCCCAGUUUAUUUUCCCCACCUGAGGGACUAGCUCAGCAGUGUUGCAUAAAGCUUGUCAAAAUGGUGCUCUUAGCCAUGGUUUUUGUAAUUAGUGUUUUAUGGUAAUUUUGGGCAAUUGAGUCCCCAGUUACCAUAGCAACAGCUCAAUGUGCAAUUUCCAUGGACUGUUAAGGAAAGCUUUAGGGAUAAAAACUUACUAAAGGGUGUUUAUGCAAAUGGAAGCUGUCAUGCAGGAUGAGCAAACCCUGCAAAUGCGGGCAGGGUUCGGGGGAAAGAGACGCUCAUAGGUUUGAACCCUGCAGGUCACAGUGUGCAUCAGCAUUAGUGUGACCUUGAGGAAAAUAGUAAAGCAGAUCUCACUGCUGAAAGAGCGUGUAAGCUGGAAGAUACCAACGCGCAGAUGAAAAAGCCGUGGCGUCUAAUCUUUCUUUUUCAUCUAGAGAGGAGAGGAAAACAAGAUGAGGGGAGGAUAGAGGAGUGACAGAGGCAGCAGCAGGUGAUAGAUGGAGUGAACGCAUGAAUAGAGAUCCAGACAGUCAUGCACAGCUAUCAGCUGGCAGUAAAAAAGAGAGAUUGACUCCCGGCCAGAGUGAGAGAGAGCGAGAAAGAGGGAGGGAUGACAGAAAGAUGGAGAGGUUAUUCCAGAUAGCAGCAGGUCUCACAGUGUGUUCAUGGAGACUUUUUCAGGUGAAGGUGAACUGUUCUCUUGCAGUCGGGACUGUUGGAUCUGUAUUCAUCACAUAGCAGGGAGACAAAAGUGGAAACCACGUCACACAAUGGGGCUCAGCAAUGUAAUCGAGGAAAAAUAACACUGUUGAAUAGCUGGAAUUUUUUAUUGAGCAUCUCUCAGCUCACUGCUUUAUUUUUAGGGCCAGUGACUCUAUUGUUCUGGUUCACUCUCAACUACUUUUCAGCAUCAUUACCAUUCUCUUCAGGCAGCUGCAUUAGAAAGAAAAUGAUUCUGAUAAACCCACGGCGUGCUACUGAGCAGGUCGAUAAAGUGGUGCGUGUGACCUGCUUAACAGUCAGAUAACUCUGUUAGGCAUUGGUGGAGACCAGAGGGCAAACAAAAAGAAGAGUGAAUAUUAGACUUCUAUUUCCCAAGUGGUUAUAGAUAUGAGUUUAAAGUGGGUGAUUCUUUCUCUGAGUCUCUACACGUGUACGCGUUCAGCUGGUUGUCGUAACAUGCCGCAACCGCCUUUUACACGAUGACAUGCCAGCCCUGUGUUCCAGUUUGCACACGUUUGCAAAGUUGCCGUUUUAUAGACCUUCUCAGAUUAUCUGAAUAUUUUAGAGGUCUGAAAAAGUCAAACUAUGUACUCCAAAAUGUAAAAAAGUAAACCCCCGUAAUAAAUCACUGGAUCAGAUUGUACUCUACUUGAACUGGUGCAUUUUGCGUUCCUAUUUAGUCUGCAGAAUCAAAUUACCCUGAAACUUUGAGUAACAAGUGUCACUCUGUUCUAUGAUCUAUGAAUAGCUCCGAGCUUCUAGGUCAACAGUUUUGAAGACAUGGCGCUGUUAUCAUAGACAUCCGUAUGCCUGUGUGUGUGUCUGUGCGUGUGUGUGUGUGUGUGUGUGUGUGUGUGUGUGUGUGUGUGUGUCUGUCUGUCUUUCUGGCUCUGAGCAUUGGACGAGUUGCUGGGACACCAGCAUGGCAAGGUGACCUCUAAUAAAUAACUAAAUAACACGGAGACACACACACACAGACUCUUACUGGCAGUCUGAGUCCAUGUUUUCAGCCCAGAAGUCCAAAAUGUAUACAGUAAAUCAACAGUUCAUAAUUUUGUUUAACUUUUCUUAUCAAUCCUAAAGAUACACACACGCUCCAGAAGUAUGUGGUGUAUGUUUCAUAUCCUUUUUUUCCACAUGAUGUAAGAUCGAGGAACAUUUGAAACAAGUUGAGUGAGAGCAGCUAUUUUUGUCAGUUUGUGCUUUAACCAUUUAUCACAGUUAGAAAAAAGCAGAAGGUCAAACUAGUGACCAUCACAUGUGCGCUGAAGUAACAAAGAGAGAUGCAGGCUCCAUUUGUGAUCUAGUGCUGACCAGCUUUGACUUGUUAAACCCUCUGACACCCAAAACCCAAUGGCUAAUGGGUCAUCAGGGCUUUGUGUGUUGAAGUUAAUUAGUGGUAAAAGAAGCAUCUCUUACGAGAGAUUUCAGCUUUAUUGGCUGAUUUCUGAGGGGGGGGGAAGUUGUAAGUCUAACCUGCCAAUUCCAUUUUUCUUUCCCAGAACUAUAACUGACAGCACAUACAAACAAAAAUCAUUACUUCUUCAAUUAAAGACACUGGAAGAAAUGAUUAAACUUUACAAUUCUUCUCCCAAACUGCACUAAGUCACAGGAUUUACUCUCACUGAAACAGCUGAAAAUUAAGUGCUGCUGGAAAGUGGUAACCAUAACUAAGUCACCCUUACCUGACAUAUAUGAAUUUACUAAACAUGAGUAAAGGCAUCAGAUUUAUAUUAAAGCAACUGUCAGGUACUUGCAUCAUUUUCCACUGUGUUUAUAACUUAAAAUAACGGGACACUUUGGUCCUUUGCUCAUACUGAGGCUGCUGGCUUGUGGUUGGCUCUGAGCUCUGGAUUAUUGUCACAAACGUUUUCGUGUUGGUGCCCCCACGGUUAACCUUGGUGAACUUUGUGUCUUCACUCAGAAUGAACAGGUUCCAUGCUAACAGUGUGUGUGGAUUGAAGUGUGUGCAUGACUAUUUCCCACUCUGCUCAAGUUGCACAUGCUAAAAUGGACUGCCUCACAAUCACACGUGUGGAAAGUCGAUCGCUCAGUGGUCCGGGCCGAGAACAGGUGAUUCUGUUCCUGGCCGGUCAGUAAAAAAAAGACUAAAUGGGUAGUCUUCUAAGUUUAUAGUUUAAAAUAAAAAUAUUUGUGCUUUUAUUUAGAGGUUUUAAUCGUUUUUUUUUACUUGUCCUGUUAACAGAACAUAUGUAGGUCAGCCAUAAUGAGCUGCAAAGUCUUUAUUUAAGACUGUACACAGUCAAAGUAACCUCAGUGCUUUUAAUGUGUUAAGAGUGUAGCUUUUACAUGCUAAACAGGUCAUUGUGAAAUACAAAACAAAUCCAAAAUCUUUGGGAAAAUGUGAUCAUAUUCAGCAGAAAUUGGCUUGUGCUGUGGUGAAGUUCUGCAUUGGGUUUAUGUGAAAAGACAAACUUUAAUUUUGAAAAAUAGCACAGAUGCUUUCCUCUUUUCCUAAUGAAGACAGGAGGCGGUUUUUUACUGCUCAAACACAGGAUGAUAAGUUUGCCUUCCCAUUAAAUUGCCUUCUGGAAUUCAAAAAUGGUUUUAGAUCGAGCUGCUCCUGUAUAGAAGAAACAAAAAGUGCUGUGCCUGGGUUUUAAGAUGGCUCCCCUGCUUGUCUCUUGAUAGAGGAAGCGAUGGAGGAGGAGAAAGAGAAAAAGUUAAACCUGGAGACAGAUUGAGGAAAAGCGCUGAGACACCGAGAGAAUGAAAGGGGAAAAAAAGGAAGAUAGAGCGAGGAGAUGCGCUGGGGCAUCUCAGGCAGAAAGAACUGGGCCACUGAGCACAACUCUGGAAGAAAAGAGAUGGAAAAAAAAAAAGAAAAGAGUGGCCUGGAAAAGAGGGAGAGACAGUGAGAGAUGACAGAAGGAGAGGAGAGGCUCAUGUGAAGCCUUUCCUCUGUGAGCUUCACAUAUAGGCUACUGAAGAACAGUUGGACGAGCGAAGCCUUGAAAUGAAAAACCAAAUAAGUUGGUCUGGUAAUGUUUGAGAACAGCCAGCUGUCUCUCUGUUGAUCAGGAUAUCACUUUGCACUUUCCAACAAGCUGUUUUCAAGUCUGACUUUGGAUCUUUAGACGAGAAGUCCAUUUUCUUGUAACUAAUAAGCACCUACAACUAGUAAGGUGAUCAUCUUUAUUAUGUUGAAUAGUGAAAAAUGAUGGAAUCUCCCUGUCUCAGAGAAAUGUUGUGGAUUGUCAUCUAUUAAGUAAAUCGGUGAAAAUCUCAUAUCUGUUACUUUUGGGCUCUGAAGCCUUUUCUAUAGGAAUAUUACCAGAAAGCAACCAGCUAGCAACCAGUUUCCUCGGAUUGUGCUCAUUGACAGACUCAUUCAUACUGAUGGCAGAGUGCUGGCAACAAUCUGUCUGCACUCAUUAAUAAAAUAGCACCUUCUGUGAGAGUGAUUGCAGUUAAGUCAGACUGCAACUGUUUGCAGAAAGGUUGCCUCCUUUCAGGCGAUCUGUGCAAUCGCCUUCCAAUCACAAGUUGUUCGGAAGGCGAUUGCAACCAAUCAGUCACAGCACAUUGCAAUCUGGUGCAGAAUGACAGAAGUUCAAUUCAAUCCAAUUCAAUUUCAUUUAUAUAGCGCCAAAUCACAACAACAGUCGCUUCAAGGCAAGUCAAGGCAAUUAACAGGCAGCCAGCACAGAUGUCCUACUUUUUAUCAUUUGACUGAUCCAUUAGCGUGCUCUGAGUUAGCUUUUUGAUACCAAGUGUGUCCAAUGUCGGAUGGUUUUUCGGUUGAAUAGAUGUAAUGUAAGCUUGCUAACACUAUUUCAGGAUUUUGGUGCAUAAGAUGAGCUCUCUUGUUCAUAGUAUUCCCAAUGUAUUUCAUUUUAUUGAGCUAGCAUUGGCAACAUCCGGUCUUCCCUCUGUAAAGCCUUGCAGCCAUGGUGGUAACUGUUGUGGAUGAGAAUUGUGGACAGGACUAUGGAUAAAGUUAUUCUUCAGAUUGUCUAUUACUGUACACCAACGUCAGUUUAAAUCUUGCUGUAGUUUCCUGUCAGUGUAAUUUUUUUAUAUCAGUCAAUAUCAAUAAAAAUAUCAUAGUUAGUAGUGCUAUUGUCAUUAUCAUUUGGCCUUUCAUGUUUUCUGUCAAUGAACUCUUAAUAGAAAUAUAAAGUUCACAGAAGCCAUAUUUCUAUUGAAGAAAUGUGUUUCACAAUAAUGAUUUUAAUAGUUUGAUCGCUCAGCCCUACUUUCAGUUGCCCACGGCCACACUUUGGCAUAUGGACCGGGGAGCUUAGUAUCAACCCACUGACCCUUUGAUUACUUGGCAACCGUCUCUACCUUGUGAGCCACAGAUGAUAAUGAAACUCGUUACGAGGUAUUUCAUGUGCUUAAGCCUACCAAUUUGAGCGCUUUUUCUAUAUAGCUCAAAAAUGAAGGAUACCUUAAAUGACACAUCAGAUCUUGAUAAAUUAAAGGGUUCUUUUGAAAAAGGGUCAUUAGAAUUUUAUGCUAUUUAUGCCUUUUUUUGCUGCUCUUUUUUAAACUUAUUCUUUUUAAACUGUAUUGCUUAUUGCACUGUAGAGGCUGGUGAGGAACAGUAUUUCGUUUCAGGCUGGGUAACACCAUAAGGAAUGAUAAUAAACUUCUUUAGUCUUCUUGAGAAGUCAUGAUCAUCAACCCUUUGAGGUACAGAUUUAAAACAUUAAAGACUUCCCUUUAUUUUAUUUAUGUAUUUAUUUCUUUGGAAUCUUGCAGAAGCAAAUUUAUGAGAGAAAAGGCUGUGGAAACACGAGCACACUUCUCUUCGACGCCGAUGCUGUCGAUAAAAUGUCAAUAGUUGCCACCAGGGUUUGCUGCAGGCCAGGAUGCGUCGCAUAUAUUGCCCCAAACUAACAGAGUCAUGUGCUAUUCUUGGCUGACUUUUUAAAAUUGCCAAGCAUUCCUGUUGAGCAGCUAAUUAAUAAAAAGAUCUAUUAGCCGCCAUAUGAAAACAGUGUACAUGAUAGAAUCCCUGCAGUAGCUCGGAUACGUUCAUAUCUGACAGCAUGAUUCUCCCUGACUGCCUGUCACGCAGCCCUUUUCUGUCUGGCUGCUUGUUUAUCUGUCUUUAUUGCAAACUAUUUAUAAAUCCCACUGUUUGUCUGUCUAACUUUCAGUCUGUCAUUUGUGGGUACUUGUCACUGAAGGCAGUCACGUCCUAAAGUUUUUCUGUGUACACAGUGAGAGUCAUAAACAUCUUUUUCAGGUCACUCUGUGGUUUCGGUAACAACGCUUUGACUCAUUUGGCGCGUUUGUAUAUUUGUUCAUUCAUGCAUCUGAGCAUAAUUGAUUGUCACAUUUCGGGUGCAGGUGAAUUGUCAGCUGUUCUCGGCUUUGUUGUGUCAGCUGAUUGUUAUUUUUAGUGUGAGUGAUGCAAGGGUCGUUGGGUUUUACAGACGUGCCACCUGGAGCCACAGUGGCAGGCAGAUUGGACUGGCUGAGAGUGUGAAAACGCCCAGACUGUGAUUCAUCAAGACCGUGUUGUGAUUCCUCGAGGCUUUGUCCUCUUCAGAAAAAUGCAAACCAUUUGUUAGAGCACAGAUAAAUGUUUCCCUGACAGCAAGGCUUUUUAGGGAUGGGAGCGACGGGAUGGAAUGAAACGGUGAGAACUGGGGAUGGUUUGGGGGAAAAGUGAGGUAAAAUAUUUUAUUUGUAUCUGUUUUUUCACUUAAAUCAACCUAAAGGUAGGGAAAUAUGAGGCGGGAAUAAAACUAACCCACACAACUUCAGAAAUUUACAAAACCUUCACACUGCGCCUAACUAAAAUAGACAAUUAAAUUAAAUGUGAUCUCCAAAAAAAGCUACUAACUAUUCAGUAAAUCCUUUUAUUAGUGAUCUUCAAUAAAUAUUACCACUGUUUUGUCUACGCUUAUGAAAGAUGAAUUCAUAAUUUAAUUAUUUAAUUAACGUCUCACUAAAUUAAGUGAGACUUUAAUUCUUAUGAGCAUUAUAAAACUUCCAGAGGUAACCAGAGGUAAUUCUGACCUUUUAGCCACUGAUCAAUGUAUUAGCAGACUGAUAUUUUUUCAAAUUUAUAAUAGCCAGUAAAUAAAUCUUAAAACUGUAAAGAAGAGAUGGCGGGUGUGUUGAUGUUGCAUAAUUCGUCCACAAGAGGGCACUCUCAGUUUCCUUGUUGGCAAUGCACCUGUUUGGAAGGACAAACACAGUGGGCAGUGUGUAAACAAAUAAAUAAACAAAUGUAACAAAUUUUAGGGAAAUCUUUUUGAGUUUUUGUAUCUAAAGAAAAAAGACUAAAAUUGGGAAUUAUAUUAGAAUAUCAGCAUCUGUCUUAAAAAGUCCUACAUCAGUCCUGUAUGUCGAUGUUGCCAUUAACAUAAAAACCAGGAUGUCACACAUUCAGAAUGUCAAAAAAACGAAGAAACACACAAACGAAUGGCAAUACUCGAGACUUAGGGUCUAAUUUAAAAGAGCUCCUGUCUCAUCUCCUUCACCUGCUUCUCGCCUCUCAUGUGAGCUAUUAUGCAUCAUCUAAAAUCAAAUAAAAUGUUAAAGAUUUGCAUUUUCUUUCUUUAAGGAAGUACAGGAUAAUGACUACCAUUUAAAACACUGAAUUCGUUUCAGCAGUUGAAAUUACAAGUUACAGCGCGCUGGACCUCAAUGUGAACCAGCGGUCUGCUUCACAAAAAGGAUGGCAUAAUAAGCUGGCAAUAUAGUUUUAUACCACAACAAAAACAAGAAUUAUCAUGGGAAAUGACAUGGCGGUCCUUCUGCCUCCCGUCUGACCUCGUCUGCAUCUGCUCCUUUCCUGGAAAAAGACACCUCCCUAGCCUAACCUUGCUGCAUUAAAAUCAGCUAGCAAUUCUUAGCCUGUUGUUUUCUACUUAUUAUCCAAGUCCGGGACAAUCUGUUCAGACUCUCUUGGACCAGAAAAAUUUCACCCUGACUUUAACUAGUUAUGAUGUGUAAGCAUGUUUGCAAAAUCCCUCUGCACCUCAACAUGUCAGCCUCAAUAAUUCAAUUCAAUCAUAGCACUGAAUUGAUCCUUUUGACCCUAUUUACACAGAGUGCCAACUCUUAAUGAGCGCAAAGACAAUGAGUAUAUAAUAAUCACAAAAAACAGCUUUACUUAAUCAUUUUAUUCCUAACAGGUAUGACUUUAUAACUUUAGACAAACAGCUUUGACCUGUGAUGCCAAAAAAGAGCAAUAAAGUCUUUCAUUUUUUCUAUAUCAGUCGUACGGUUUUUCUAUUCCAAAACACGAUAACACAUUUUUUUUAAUUGCUCAGAUACAUAUCAUGGAUCAGCCUAUCCGCUGUCUUUAAUGCCUUUUAAGGUCUUUAACAUUAACUUUGAAAGCAGCCCUGAACGUUGUGUGGGAUAUCUGGUUAAGUCAAGCUACCGAAGCUUAACCAGAUCUUAACCUUUGAAGUAGCAGACGACAAGAAAUUGUUUCUAAUUUGAUAUAUUUUCUGUGAUACUUAUGUUUUGUGAUUAUUGCCAACAGAGACAAUACCCCAGUUUAUUUCUGGGGGGGUUUUUUUCCAUCAGAUUAUUCUUCCAGACUUUGCUGGCUUGCUAUUUAUAAUAUUCAUCCGGUACUUAUCAAUCAGUCUCUUUACAUUUUUUUCAUUAUAUUUUUCCUACAUGAACUUAUGCAGUAAAUAACCAAACAAAUUGUUUGGGGGGGUCUGAUAUGAUGAGAAGACAUUGUGCAACAGACAACAUCACGAGUGAGUUUCCCCACAUUUUAAUAUGUAAGAAAAUAUCAGAGGAUCGGGGCGUUUGUCAUCACUGCAAAGUUUAUUUGUGUGUUGAAAUGUUAAAGGUUGUGGAGCAGCACAGGAUAGUCUGACAGUCAAGCAGCAGCUGAUACGGGUAGCCUGCUCCUUCUACUGGUUAAUGCCUGAUUCAGUGCUGGUUGUCCAGCCACGCUGAAGGGUGAACGGUUUGAUUGUGCACCAAAGUUCCACAAAAGCAAGCGGAGGCAAAAUCCACUCAGUGAUGACGCAUAGUUCAGACUCACUUUUUUAUGACGACUGUCUUUCAAGCCUUUUUUGCAGCCAGAUGCCUUGUUAUCCCAGACUGUGGAUUUGUCUAAAAAGCUUAAUAUCUACUAUCAAAAUCAGUCCUCCAAUGAUAAACCUGUGCCUCAGACUUAUAUAACUUUUCACUAUUCCAGUGUACGUAUGUGGGAUGACAGCACAUUUCUAUAGGACUUUUCAAAAAGAACAUCUUAAAAUGAUGUUCUCUGAUGAUCAGAGACUCAAGCACAAUUGAAAUCUGCAUGUGUGUGUGUGAGUAUUUUCAUGUGGUGGUAGUACAGGUAACUGCCCAAAGUGCUUAUUUAAUGUUUAGUAAAUGUAAAAAAAAAAACAACAACCCAACAAAACACAGAAAGUGGCAGAACAAGCUGUUCUUGGCCGCUAGAUAACUAACUGCCUCCCACAUGCACACACACACUCACACUCAGGGAUUUGCUUGACAAUGUGGAGCACUGGGAUGUGAAACAGGAUCUUCCGUGUCCUCUCACCGUCACUGACACAAGUAAAUGAGUCAGCAUGCAUGACUGUUUGUGUCACUGAUUUGUAUGUGUGUGUGUGUUUCACAUGUGCUCGUCCGCGAUAGCGUGCGACUGUUGUGAGCGAGUGCAGAAACCCUGGGGCGAUAUCCACAGAGCGCAGCUCUCCCGCCUUUUGCGAGAAACAGAAAAGGAAACACGAAGCGGUGGCAUGGAGCUGUUCUCGGGCUCUUAUUCAGGUGCUAUAAAAGUGUCUGACAUAUCUGAGUCUACAUUAAGCGUCGCAGAAUGUGGAGCGCUCGCCCACCGAGUGCAGCAUGUUCUGUUUUAUGACACAGAAGAGAGAGACAGAGAGAGCAGGAGAACGAGUAAAAAUACACCCAGCUCCUGGGAGACGGUCUCUAUGGCAGCGGUUACCGUGGCGACAGUGAGGCUGCACGUGAAGCGAUGGCUGUCAUGGCACCCCUAGGGGAAUUCACCCUCUUGAGCUGCUGGAGGACAUGCACAGAUAUUCACAAACACACAAGCUUGAAUGAAGAGCAGAGGGAGGAGGAAAGCGACCGCUCGAGGGGAAAUUCAGGAGAACUGCCGAUCGCUCGCUAGCUGUGUGCAGUGUCUGGAAAUGACCACUAAACGGAAGCUGAUUGGCCGGCUGGUGCCGUGCCGUUGUUUCCGUGGUGAAGAGGAAGUGAUCUCAGUGUUGGACUACUCCCACUGCAGCCUGCAGCAGGUCCCCAAGGAAAUCUUCAGCUUUGAGAGAACUCUGGAGGAGCUCUACCUAGAUGCCAACCAGAUUGAGGAAUUACCCAAGCAACUCUUCAACUGCCAGGCCUUGAAGAAGCUGAGCAUGCCAGAUAACGACCUGUCCAACCUGCCCACCACCAUCGCCAGCCUGGUGAACCUGAAAGAGCUAGACAUCAGUAAAAACGGAAUCCAGGAGUUUCCAGACAAUAUAAAAUGCUGUAAAGGCUUGUCUGUGGUGGAAGCCAGUGUCAACCCCAUCACCAAACUCCCAGAUGGUUUUACGCAGCUCCUGAAUCUGACCCAGCUCUUUUUAAACGAUGCCUUCCUGGAGUAUCUGCCUGCUAACUUUGGGAGACUCUCCAAACUACGGAUCCUGGAGCUGAGGGAGAACCACCUGAAAACAAUGCCAAAGUCCAUCCACAGACUGACACAGCUCGAGAGGCUGGAUCUGGGUAGCAAUGAAUUUUCUGAAGUGCCGGAGGUGUUGGAACAGAUCCACAAUCUGAAGGAGCUAUGGCUUGAUAAUAACUCUCUGCAGACUAUACCAGGGUCAAUAGGGAAGCUUCGUCAGUUGCGGUACUUGGACUUGGCUAAGAAUCGUAUCGAGACAUUGGACGCGGACAUUUCGGGCUGCGAGGCUUUGGAAGACCUGCUGCUAUCCUCCAACAUGCUGCAGCACCUUCCUGACUCUAUAGGAAUGUUAAAGAAGCUGACAACACUAAAGGUAGAUGACAACCAGCUAACCUCACUGCCUAACACCAUUGGGAGUCUGUCUCUACUGGAGGAGUUGGACUGUAGUUGUAAUGAGUUGGAGUCGCUGCCUCCCACCAUCGGCUACCUGCACAGCCUGAGAACCUUCGCUGCCGAUGAGAACUUCCUCUCAGAGCUGCCCCGCGAGAUCGGUAACUGCAAGAACGUGACCGUCAUGUCACUGCGGUCCAAUAAACUGGAGUUUCUUCCUGAUGAGAUCGGACAGAUGACCAAACUGCGAGUCCUUAACCUCAGCGACAACAGGUUAAAGAAUCUACCGUUUACCUUCACUAAGCUGAAGGACCUGGCAGCUCUGUGGCUCUCUGACAAUCAGACCAAGGCUCUGAUCCCACUACAGACAGAAGCCCACCCAGAAACCAAACAGAAGGUGGAGAUAAACCUAAAACGCUAUCCAACACCCUACCCUGAGGACCUGAAGAACAUGGUUAAGUCAGUGCAAAGUCUUGUGGGCAAAAGCGUACAUGCUGGACACGCCGGUCACGCCGUACACGCCGGACACGGGCACCAGCACCAGCUGAGCACAGGCACCGCCACCUCGGCAGGAACCAACAUGGAACAUACACACCUCAGCAAAGAGCCAUAUGAACCACCGUGGCCCCUGCCUCCUAAAGAGGUGACAGACAGAGAGAUGCAGGACUUCUCUCAGACUCAGCUAAUGGAUCAGGGACCAAUGCAUAACUCUGGCAUCGAUAUUCCUAAGAGGAAGGACAAAGAGGACUUGACAGAGAGCUCUGAGGAUUCAAUGGGCGGCUCUCCGAACGACAUCCGGAUCUCUGACAUGAGGCCCACCCUGGUGGAGCCACCAAUGUACAAACCAAAGGUGGUGUUGCUGGGGAAGGAUAAGAAAGAGUCUACAGAUGAAGAGGUUGAUAAACUCCACUGUCUGAACCACAGCGGCUCAUCGGCCACCUACUCCGAUUACUCUCCCUCACAGGGCUCCUCGGGCUCCUCCAACCCGCCCGGCAACGCGCACUCACACACGCUGUCGCACGGACACCCCCACAAUCCCGCCCUACCGCCUCCCAGCAAGGACCAGGCCCCUCAGACGCACUGGACCAACAGACUUGCCCAGUCAUUUCCCAAGCCCAUUGACUCCAAGCCCCUGCUGUCUCAGAGAGAAACUCCUCCAUCAGGAACCCUGCAGCAACGUGGGGAUCGGCGUCCACUUAGUGAGCCUUUUGACUGGGUUGACGCACCUCACUACGACAACACGGGUUUCGAUGCAGAGGAGUCUUCUCUGGAUCCUCCUUCAUCUACCACCAGUCAGGGAAACCCUCCGCUGGGCUCUAAGCCUCGCAGCUCAUCAACACACGGCCGCCGCCCCCUCCUUAGGCAAGACCGAAUUGUAGGGGUCCCAUUGGAAUUGGACACCCAGACGCUCCCCUUCCACGGCAACCAACGACCAAACCAGGACAAUGACUCGCAAUCCUCCGGACAUCCUUCCCAGAAUCCCUGGCAGAAUUGGACCAGGACCCCGAGCCCCCUGGAGGACAGAACCGCUUUUCCUUCCAAGCUGGACCUUACACCUACUUCCAGCCCCAAUCCUGAUCGCAAGGACAUGGAUUCAAGGCUUCAGCAAAGCACAGUGCCUUUGCCCGGUAGCUGGACAUAUCACGACAAUGAGGGGGAGCAAAACAGGAAGGAUCAGCUCAGUGUAGGCGGGGUCAACAAGGUGACCGUGGUGAUGAGUAAAAGCUCAGAUCGCCUGUCCCCCAUGAUGAAGGAGACGAGAUCCAAGUUUAAGAAGUCACAGAGCAUAGACGAGAUUGACAUUGGCUCCUACAAGGUCUACAGCAUUCCCAUGGACAGCUAUAGUUCAUCCAUUGAGCAGCAAACUAGUUUGGACCGUCCAGAGCUCCCCGGUUCUAUGGAGCAGACCAACAUGUCACGGUCACAGUCUGCCCCCAUGUUAGAUGAGGAGAUGGGAUACCCCGGACACGGAUCUGGCGACCAAAACCAGAGACAGAACCAAAAACCUGCCAUCCCACAAAAGGCUUACCACUUUGACCACAACUACAACCCGCAGGUUCGAUGGAGUUGUGAACCAUUGGUGACCAUGGAUCGCCGGGUCCCUCCCCCUUUCCCAAACACACCAGAUUAUGUCAACCACUCAUCGAAGGCUUUGGAGUACCUCAACCAACCAGGGAAGACACUACCCAAAGAGCUAGUGAGCCCUCGGUAUCGUGCAUAUCCACCCUUGGAGAUGUUUUCUUUCCCCCAGUCGCCAAUCAACCAAGAUGGUCCGCCCAGCCAGCAGCAGCAGCCAAUCCCAAGUCAGCGCUCCAGACCAGGAUUUCUAAGAAGAGCGGACUCACUGGUGAGCUCUACGGAGCUCGCCUUGUUCAGACGGGUUCAUGAAGCUCAGCAGGAGGCGCUCCAAGAGUCUCAGUACAGACAACAGGUGGAUCCCCCUCUUUAUGGCCGGGCUGUCUACUCCACUCCCAUGGAGCACUCCGCGAUGAGUAAUAUGGCCGACAACCAGAGUCAGAUGCUGCACAACAAGAGAAACGGUCGUUAUGACGACGACUACCCCACUUACCAGGAGCAGAAGAAGCCCAUGAUUGGUUAUCCAACCAAGAGCCUGACUCAGCGGCGUCCCCUGUCUGCCAGAAGUUACAGCACCGAGACCUACGGAGCAUCUCAGGCACGUCCGGUGUCCGCCCGUCCCACCAUGGCCGCCCUGCUAGAGAAGAUGCCACCUGACUACACCCUGGCAACCUGCCCCGAGAAGCCACCCGAUGACACCAUCAAAGUAAGACCUGUUGUACCCCAGAAACCUGAAGACAUCACCUCCAAGAUGCCUGCCGACUGGAGGCAACAGCUACUCAGGCACAUAGAGGCGAAACGACUGGACAGGAGUGGUGUCCUAAAGCACAACACGCUCACGCUGGGCAUGCUCUGUCAGGGCGGGGGUCACGGCCAGGGGCGCAGCAGCACUUUGAACUUUAACCUUUACAAUAACACUAAGCAUGAGCCCUCUGCUGGCCGCUGGCUGCCACUACCUCCACCUCCGUCUGCUAACGCUACCCCGUCUCAGCAGGGUGGCGUGCUGGACAAUGACCAGGAGGGGGUGUCAGGAAGCAACCAGUGGGCUCCCUAUUCACUAGGCAGGAGGGACGUCCCACCUGACAACCUGUUAAAAAAGAGCGCCCAUUCCCAUAACCCUUCCCAUCAAUCACACAACACCAUGAUCGUCACUUCCUCUUCCUCCUCCUCGGCCACUACACCUCAUCGUGUGGUGGGUCAGCAGGGCUACGAUGGGAUGAUGAACAAAGGAGGCCAAUACAACCAAGGGAUGCAGCUGUCAGUGGUUCCGUCUGGGGGGCCGGGACAGUACCAAGGCAACAUGUCCCAGGCCCCUGGACAGGCCUACCCCAGCGGUGGUCUGCCUAUGGCUCUGUCCCAAUCCGGAAACCAACCCCAGUACAACCCCCAUACCUCUCACACCUCCCAUCAGCCCGCUACCAAUCCUCAGUACCAUGUCAACCAGGGCAUGGGCCAUAGCAACCAGGUCGUUAUGACCACCCACACCAACCCACGGCCUCAGAGCGCUCGCUGCCUGUUGCAGACUAAAGGCCAGAAGAGCACGGAUGGUUUUCAGGAGCAGCUGUGCGUGAGAAUAGAGAAGAACCCUGGUCUUGGUUUCAGUAUCUCUGGUGGCAUCAGUGGCCAGGGGAACCCCUUCAAACCCUCCGACAUGGGUAUCUUUGUUACUAGGGUACAGCAUGACGGGCCUGCCGCCUCCGCCCUGCAGCCCGGAGACAAGAUACUGCAGGCUAAUGGACAUAGUUUUUUACACAUGGAGCACGAGACAGCCGUCUCUCUGCUGAAGAGUUUCCCGCGGACGGUGGACUUGAUGGUUCUGAGAGACAGCAGCACGCGCUAAAAUAGUUUUUAAAAACAAACAAAACAAAUACAGCAACGCUUCUCUACUCUGCUCAUCGCCAUCCCACGCCAUCCCACCUGCCCUCCUCUGGAGGUUUAUGGAACUGAAAAUUGAGCCACAUUUUCCCCCCUUUUUUUGUUGUUUUUUUAAAACAUUUUUAAGGGAACAGUCAGACAUUUAUUUGCCUAUUGCUGGACCAAAGGCAAAUACCAGUGCCAAAUGUACCAUAGGAAACAUAUCGGCUCUUCUGUCUACCGGCGGUCAGCGAUCUGAUCUGAUCGACGGCUGGACUAACCGCAAGAGGACUAUACACUUUAAAGUUCCUACAGGGCUGCUGCAGUUUGGAUUUUGUGGUUGGUUUGUGAUUUAAGCUGCCAUCUGAGCGGUCAGUCUGAGUAGUUUUUGUCGGUUAGUUAGAUUUUGGGAUAUUUUUCUUUCUUUUCUCCACUGCCGUCCAUUGUGAAUUUAAAGUAUUUUGUUUGGUGUAGCACAUGGUUCGCUUUCCUUGUUCUUCACAGCUUUAUUGUUUCUUUCGCAUCUUCCGUCUUUUACCCCACUUUUCAGUCCUUUUUCUAUCACCGUCUUUGAUUUUCAUACUCCUCCGAUAUAUUUUUUGUUCUGUUCUGCAGGUUAUUGCCUCCACUGUACAGAAAUUGAAACUUAAGACUCUGCCUUGUGUACAUACAUAGAGAUUCAGCUUGUUAGAACUCUCCUUGGGGCCUGAGCAGACAGCUCUUAAAAGUUUAUGAUUCUUAUGAUUAUUGUUGAUAAACUAUAUUCUCAAUUCCCUCCUGUGGAAAUACAGGGGUCGUUUCUUCAAAUGGUUUUCUAAAGAGUAUAUCACCGUUUUAUCUGUAUAGAAAACACUUUUCAUAGUUCAUCACUGCUACUUGUUUUUUUUUCUUUUCUCUUAAAAAAAGCUGUUGCUUGCACAGCUGUGCUGAAAGGAGCUAAAGCAAUAUUUCUGAGGCUCGGCCCAUUGAGCUUUUCAGCAGAGCCUUACUUGUCCUGCAGUGCCAUCUAUUGAGCAAGUCAUGCUAAUGUUUACACACACUGCCAUGCACAUAAACUAACAGGCAAAUACACACAUUAAAUUACACAUAUCUAUUCUCUGCAAUGUUGCAUAAUGCAUCCCUCAUUUUAGAAUAUCAUUUCCAUUAUAAAACUGGUCCAUUAAUAUUAACGGUGCCAUCUUUUUAAAGUCCUGUCUUAUGUUGUGCAGUGAUGUCACAUCCCUUUUUAAGGUGUUUAUAAAGUCACAGCAUGCUUUUACAUCACUGGACACUGACAGAUAGCCAUUUUCUGUUGGCUUCUGGACGUCUCUACUCUCUAGAAGACUCUAGACGUAUUAAAGCACUAAGUGCUGCUUGUUGAUCUGUGCCAUAUGCAGCCUCCUCGGCUGUAUUUACAACAAUAUCAGAGCUUUACCUCUUUGUGGCCCAGCACACACUAAAAUCAAAUACGUGGCUUCAAUGAGCCGGUAAGCUGUUCUAUAGUCGUUGACCCGGCUUCAGCAUCUCCUCUGCUGAAGUCUCCUGACCUUCGGCCUUCCUGUGGAAAGCAGUGUGAGACACUAAUGCUCCUACAAGCAUCUGCAAGGUUUCAUUUUAGGAGGAUAAAUCAGAUAUCGUCUCUUUUUUUGACAAUCGGGGAAACAUCUGAUUUGUGUCACAUGUGCUUUCGGUUACACAUGAAUUGUAAAAGGUGGUGCUGAUUGAUACUCGGCAUACACGGAAGGCUUGCUGAAUUUGCUGGUAAAUGCUCAAACUAUUUAAAAGAGCAGGGAAAAUGAAAGUUACGGUGGACCUGAUGGGUCAACAGUACUGCAAUUUAAGAAAACAUCUGCAAACAGAAAAAUGCUACAAAAGGUCACAAAAGAAAAAACCUUGGAAAAACACAAUGGAAGUGUAUUAGGGGAGAUAAUAAUGUGACAGAACCAAAACAUGCGAAGGGUUGCACCGACACACGCUUAAACGAAGUGGAGGAUUCUUGUGAGGGGAAAACAAAUGCAAGGUACUGUGUGUUUAAAUCGCAUAAUAACAUAAAUAUAUGUUUGCUAUUAGCCGAUCACUGUUAGCUUCUCACGUCGGCAGCUGUUCCGUCAUGCUAUUGUGUCCCCAAAACACUUCCGUUGUGUUUUGUGAGGGUUUUUUUGUUUUUUUGUUUGAUUUUUAGCUUUUGCAGCCUAAUUCCAUUUGCCAAAGUUUCCUAAAAUUGCAGUACAUUUGACCUCUCAGGGCCACCGUAGCAAUAGACUCUAUGUAAAAAAGCAAAAAGAGGGAAAAAAAACAAAACACCAAAACAGAGAUUGAAAGCCUUUGCUCUGUAGUCUGACUUUUAUAGUCACGCUUGAGAAGAUAUACUGACUAAAAUACAGAGUCUCUUUUUGUCUUUAUGUAAAUGCACCAUGGGUCUUGAAGGCAUUUCAUGGCAGUGAGUUUUGUUCUGUUCUGCAUAACAUCUGAUGUUUCAUCCGGAGCGAACCAUCCUUCACUGUCCUUUUGAUUUCACUUGACAGGUACCCUUUUUGUGCCAACUCUCCAAAUACGAUUUCCAUCACUUUGUCAAUAGGAGACACAACACGGCACAGUUUAAUCAUGUGGUUAGGAGAUUUAACCACAGGUACCUACCCCGACCCUAUUCAGAGUUUGAAAUAUCAAAGAUAUUGUGAUGAGAACAGAGUAAAAGGUUUGAUAAUAUAAUUAUUUUUUACUACAUGUUUCAGGUAAUUCUUUCUAAAUAUAUUGAUAUACCUUAGCUUUGCUCAAAAAUUGUGAUAUUUUAUAAUGACACUUAUAACAAAGUUAUGGAUGGAAGUACGCACAGUAUGACUUGGAGACCUACACAUGUACUAUCCAAAACUGUAUAAAAUGUAUUUCUACUGUAAUUGUGAAUUUGUGUUAUACAAAUAUAUAUUAUAUAUAUGUAUAUGACUAUUUAAAAAAAAUUCAGUCAUUUUCUAUGUGUUUAAACUGCUAAAAGAGCUGAACAAAUGAGGGCGGUGUCACUGUACAUAGCUGUGAAUGAAAUCCAAUUUAAAAAUGACUCAUAUUGAUUGUGAAUGUACUCAUGCUUUCUGCAGUACCUACACCUACCCAACUUGAAUGCUGCUUCUUCUGUUGUGUGACAAAAAGUACUUUGACCUCCGAAGAGAGAAACGCUGUCGAGUUUAUAAGUUGGACAAAUUUUAGUGACGAUUUAACAGAAACUAUUUAUUUCUUUAUUUAUUUGCACAUGCAAGUUGAAAUCCUUCCAGUUUUAAGUUUGAGUAUUAAUGCGGAGAAAUGUAAUUGCCGAAGUAUAUAUAAUAUAUAUCAUGUGUUUAGAAUGCAUUUUGCAGACGCUAUCUGUACAUACUAUUUAAGAUACAGUUUUUACAAAAAAUAAUAUAUGUAUAAAAUUGAAAAAAUGCUGUGCAGCGAUUAUACUGGAGCCAUUUUGGGCUUUGGGACGUACCAUUUUUUCAGUAUAUAAGAAGUGUUUUGAAUAAUGUACUAAAGUCUCUAUUGUACAAAUAAUAAAAAUGUCACUAUUGGUAA